ACUGUUAAAUAAUUAGUUUAUUUUAUUUUAUUACUAAUACAAUGGUUUGUCUUUGAAAUAAUGGCGUAUCUGUUAUUACUUUGAGCGUAACAUUGGCUAACAAUUGUUUUUUUUGUAAUUCUAAUCUCUUUUUAUUUACGGGGCCCCGGCACCCUAUUCGUCCCUGGCUGGCUGCUAGGUCUGGCUGCCAGCUUCACGCUCAUUCAUUUUAUAAAUGAAUAAAUACACUAUACGUAAGAGACAUUGAAGUACUACAAGUAUUCUAGAUGUUUUAUAAUGACGUAAGUAAGAAAGAUUAGAAUUUUACAGAAAAUUUAAGUAUAUCUCGAGAUUAAAUAUAAAGCAAAUGUAUACGAGAUGUCUGCGUCAAUAUUACAUAAAGAGAGAUUAUAAUUAUCUGUUUAAUAUUUGAUUAUUUUGUCGAAUAUCUAUUUCAUCGUAUUUUCUUUAUCCCGUCUAUAAAAAACUGUUGUAUUUAAAGAUAUAAAUUAGCCUAUGUCAUUGUUCGUAGUGCAUGCGAAUUUUGUAGCCGUGUAUACAUUUGGAGUCAUGAAAAAAUUAUUUCACGAGGGAUGCAUUACGAGGGAUGUAAAAUGAAUAAUUAAUUUAUCGACUUCUGUGGGGUAGAAGGUGUGGACUCUGGAUAGUUACAUCUAAGAAAUUCGAUCCGCAAUGCUAUAGACAGUUGGCAUUUGUCAGUCACCCUAAAGGUUUUGUUACGCGUUAUUUUUAUCAGUUAUGAUUACUUAAAGUUUUUUUUUAUAUUUAAACUUUGUUAUAUAAAAUCUGUUAUAUAAAAUCAUAUUUGUAUCUCUAACAAAUAUAUAAUAUUCAAUUUAUAUCUGUCGAAGAAUUUUCUUAAUUGCAAAUAUAAUAGACACAUAAUAUUUUUGUAAAAUGAUAAAAAAAAAUAUAUUUUUUUAAUUCUUGUAAUAAUAAAUAUAAAAGCAAUCUUUUUAAUUGUCAAAAUUGCAAAUUACUUUUAAGAUAUGUUGAAGGAAUUCAAUAUUUAAUAACAUUUUAAAUUACAGAAAGUUUGUAAUAAUUAGUUGUACGUGUUAUGUAUUUUACAGAUAACACCGAUAAUAUCAGAAAAUAUCAUCUGAAAAAAAAUGUGCAUCCUUAAGUUUAAUUUUAAACUUUUAACGCUAUUCGGAUGCUGGCGACCGGAUUCUUGGGCGUCGCUAUAUAAACGCAUAAUAUAUCACAUACAUACAAGUAUAAUAACUUUUUUAUUAAAUAGUUUUAUGUUAACGCAAUUAAUUGAUGUACUUUUGACCACGGAUAAUGCUUCUGAGUUUUUCGAUAAUAUUUAUAUACUAAUUUCUGUUUUCAAUGUUUGUUGUAAAUAUUUUGUUUUGCUCAUUAAUCGUAAAAACAUUCUCAUUCUUAUCAACAUUUUAAUGGAGAAACCAUGUAAACCGUCGACAUCAACUGAAAUGAAGAUUCUGUAUAAAUUCGAUAAAAAUAUACAAAUUUAUACUAAAUACUAUGUAUAUUUGGCAAUGAUAUCAAUCUUUAAUAUUGUGCUAUCUUCAUUAUUUAUAAAUUUUGGGAAAAGGAAAUUAAUGUUCAGAGCAUGGUUACCAUUUGAUUAUACGUCAACGGUACCUUUUUGUCUAACAUACAUUUAUCAACUGAUAGGCAUAAUUAUUGCAGCUUGCGUAAACGUUGGUUGCGAUACUCUCAUCUGUGGAUUGUUAUUCCAUAUUUGUUGUCAAAUUGAAAUUUUGACCUAUCGUUUGAGAAAAAUUAUAUCUUAUUCAAACAUUAUCCGUGAUUGCGUACUUCAGCAUUAUAAUAUUUUCAGGUUAAGCCUUAUAAUUUUGCAAAUUUUGCAAAUUCUUUCUUUUAUAUCUUUUACACUGGGAGAAAAAAUAUUUUAAUACCAAAAAAUUUGAUUAAACAC
Solenopsis invicta (red fire ant) is the source of this 1909-nucleotide messenger RNA. Its product is annotated as odorant receptor 46a-like. Gene Ontology annotation, biological process: sensory perception of smell; detection of chemical stimulus involved in sensory perception of smell. Bases 1113 to 1886 code for a protein of 257 amino acids. Gene Ontology annotation, cellular component: plasma membrane. The transcript is spliced from 2 exons. Gene Ontology annotation, molecular function: olfactory receptor activity; odorant binding. The record is from RefSeq and is a predicted model, not a curated record. Lineage: Eukaryota; Metazoa; Arthropoda; Insecta; Hymenoptera; Formicidae.